This is a messenger RNA of Dioscorea cayenensis subsp. rotundata (Guinea yam), 2463 nucleotides long. RefSeq lists its product as uncharacterized. The transcript is spliced from 14 exons. Lineage: Eukaryota; Viridiplantae; Streptophyta; Magnoliopsida; Dioscoreales; Dioscoreaceae. The record is from RefSeq and is a predicted model, not a curated record. Gene Ontology annotation, molecular function: oxidoreductase activity, acting on the CH-OH group of donors, NAD or NADP as acceptor. The coding region runs from base 189 to 2432 and encodes 747 amino acids. Gene Ontology annotation, cellular component: membrane.
CUAUACAUGUAUACAAGAAUUAACCCUCAAAACCAUGAGUUACACUAUUAAGUAUUAACAGAUAGAAACAAACAUUCUUCAGGACUUUUAAAGUAGUGUUGACUUUCAAAGGAAACAUUACAACAUCAUUUCUGUACAGAAAAAAAAUUCAUCACAAGUAGUUGUUUUAUUUCAACAGGAUCACAAACAUGGAGGGGGAAGCAUCAAAAAGGAUUGCUGUAGUGACUGGUGGAAACCAAGGGAUUGGGUUGGAAAUUGUGAAGCAGCUUGCAAGCAAUGGAAUCAUGGUGCUGUUGACUGCUAUUGAUGAGAAGAGAGGCACUGAAGCUGUUGAGAAGCUCAAAGAUUCUGGCUUCUCUGAUGUUGUUUCUCAUCAGUUGGAUGUGUCUGACACUGCUAGCGUUGCCACUUUUGCUGAUUUCAUCAAAACCCAAUUUGGAAAGCUUGAUAUCUUGGUUAACAAUGCUGCAGUCCUUGGAAUCCUUUUAGACCUUCAGGAUUUAGAUUCAUCAACAAAAGAAAGCAUGAAGCAAGGUGGGUUGCCGGUUUUCUUGAAGCUAUUAGCUGCAGCUGUUGAGGAUUAUGAGAAGGCAGAGGAAUGUUUGAACAUUAACUAUUAUGGCACCAAGAAAGUAAUAGAUGCUCUCAUGCCACUUCUUCAAUUAUCACACUCGCCAAGAAUUGUAAAUGUUUCAUCUGACGGUGGAAAGCUUCAGCGUAUUCCUAGUGAGCGCAUUAGAAGAGAAUUCAGUGAUGUAGAUGGCUUGAGUGAAGAGAAAUUGGAUGAACUGUUGCAACAGUUUUUAAGUGAUUUCAAAGCAAAGAACUUGGAGGAACAUGGCUGGCCAACACCAGUAUCUGCAUACAGAAUCUCAAAAGUAGCUUUGAAUGCACUUACGAGAAUUCUCGCAAAGAAGUAUCCCAAAUUCUGCAUCAACUGUGUACAUCCUGGCUUUGUGAAAACUGAUAUAACUUUUAAUGCUGGGACUGAAACUGUUGAGCAAGGUGCAAAAGGUCCGGUGAUGUUGGCUUUGCUUCCUGAUGGUGGCCCUUCCGGGUUUUUCUAUGAUCGUACAUCGGUAUCAACUUUUGUUAACAAUGCUGAAGUUAAUGGAUUUGAUGUAGGUGUUGAGGAUUCAGAUUCAUCGUCCGGAGUUACAGUCAAAGAAAUCAAUGGGUCUGGUUCCCUAACAGCAAAGGCACUAAAAUAUCUUCCAAGAUUUACUCUUUCUUCAAUCACAGAUGGUCAUUUGGUGAACAUUGGGAUGGUUGGGGUUGCUGUGGUUGUACGGCGUUCUCAGGUUGUACUUCAAAGGGGGAUGAACUACAAGGUCAGGACCACAUUGUCUUCCUGUGCUGAGCUUGUUAAGGCGUUCCGGCAAGAGAAUUUUUUGGAAGAUUGGAGGCUUAGGCAUCAGUUUCUUCAAGUCAAAAGCCUUCUAGCUGAGUUGGUUGACCAGGCAAGGAAGUCUGGGAUAACGGAGAUGAGCAGCUUAGUUGAGAAAAAACAAAAGUCUGAAGCAUUCAUAAGUCUCUGCGAAGCAAGGAUUGCUGUAGUGACUGGUGCAAACAAAGGGAUUGGGUUGGAGAUUGUGAAGCAGCUUGCAAGCAAUGGAAUCAUGGUGUUGUUGACUGCUAGGGAUGAGAAGAGAGGCACUGAAGCUGUUGAGAAGCUCAAAGAUUCUGGCUUCUCUGAUGUGGUUUUUCAUCAGUUGGAUGUGUCUGACAGUGCUAGCAUUGCCUCUUUGGCUGAUUUCAUCAAAACUGAAUUUGGGAAGCUUGAUAUCUUGGUUAACAAUGCUGCAGUCAACGGAAUAUCUAUAGACCUUCAGGAUUUAGAUUCAUCAACAAAGGAAAGCAUUGAGCAAGGUGGGUUGCCGGUUUUCUUGAAGCUAUUAGCUGCAGCUGUUGAGGAUUAUGAGAAGGCAGAGGAAUGUUUGAACAUUAACUAUUAUGGCACCAAGAAAGUAAUAGAUGCUCUCAUGCCAUUUCUUCAAUUAUCACAUUUGCCAAGAAUUGUGAAUGUUUCAUCUGCAGGUGGAAAGCUUCAGCAUAUUCCUAGUGAGAGCAUCAGAAGAGAAUUCAGUGAGGCAGAUGACUUAAGUGAAGAGAAAUUGGAUGAACUGUUGCAACAGUUUUUAAGUGAUUUCAAAGCAAAGAACUUGGAGGAAAAUGGCUGGCCAACAAAAAUAUCUGCAUACAUAAUCUCAAAAGCAGCUUUGAAUGCACUUACGAGAAUUCUUGCAAAGAAGUAUCCCAAAUUCUGCAUCAACUGUGUACAUCCUGGUUUUGUGAACACCGAAAUGAGUUUUUAUACCGGGACUGAAACUGUUGAAGAAGCUGCAAAAGGUCCGGUGAUGUUGGCUUUGUUUCCUGAUGGUGGCCCUUCGGGGUUUUUCUAUGAUCAUACAUUGGUAUCAACUUUUGAAUAAAUUGUUAUGUUAAUGCUGUUGAAGUUUGCUA